AUGCAACAAGAUCAUGGUGACCUCAAGGAGGAAGAAGAACCGGGCGAAGAUUUCGACAACCCUCUGGCCGGCGCGGAUGGGUUCACGAAGAAGAGGAAGAAGAAGCCCGCGGGCAAGCCGGUCGUCAUCAGAAAGAGGGCUCCCGUGGAGACUCCCGAUCCGACUUGGGAUGGACAGCCGUCGAGCCUUCUUGUCAGGGAACUCAAGGGACACACUGCUCAGGUGACGGGUGUGGCCUUCAGCAACGACGGCCGCUUCGUGGCGACCGCUUCGGAAGACAGGACUGUCCGCAUCACUUACCUGGACACCAUCAAGGAUUCGUCACCGCGAUACAUCCGCGUGGGCAUUGAGCUGGACCACGUUACGGCCCUGGCCUUCAGCGACAACAGCAAGAGGCUCGUCUGCGCCACGGCUAAGAGCAAGGAGAUUUGCUUCUACACCAUCCCCACGGAGAAGGAGAGCAAGGCGGGGGGCGGCAAGGUGGAGCUGCUCAAGAGCUUCCCGUCGGGGCACGAGGAGCCCGUCACCAAGAUCUUGCUGCUGGACGUGGACAAGUGGAUGGUCAUCGUCACCUGCGCGUGCGGGUCUACGGAGACCGGCAUCAGGUUCUUGAACCCCAGGGGGGACUGCCUCGCAACGCUCGACACCAACCAGAGAACCAACUACACGAUGGAGGCCUCAGCGGACAACCGAUUCCUCGCUGUUGGAGCGGGCCUGCCGGAGGUGAAAGUGCUCGAAGUAAGCAGAAACAAGGACGGGGAGUUCAGCCAGGUGGCGAGGGCCAUGACGCUGUCGGGUGUCCACACGAAGGGGGUACACGGGGUGUCCUUCAACCCUGAGUCCACCAAGGUGGUGACCGCGUCAAUCGACGGAACUUGGGCGCUCUGGGACACCUCUGUCCGGUACAACCUGGACGAGGACCCUCGCAAGAUGGAGCAGCACGCCUGCAAGGACGCCAUGAACUCCAAGUACUCGGCCGCCGCCCUCGGCGGCGAGGACGCCAAGGUGGUGGCCCUCUCCUCCGGGAGGCACAUCUUCUUCUUCGCGGUCGGGGAAGGCAGCGGCAAGCAGGUCGAGAGCGUCGGAGCGGCGCACGGCUCGUCGGGCACUUCCAUCCUGUCGAUGUUGGCCUCCAAGGACGGGAAGCUGCUCGCGACGACAGCGGCGGGGGACUCGCGCGCGCGGCUGUGGAGGUUCCCGCGAAGCAGCGGCGACGCCAGCAACAGCAGCGGGUAA
Messenger RNA from Ectocarpus siliculosus, 1236 nucleotides. The record is from the annotation of a GenBank genome assembly. NCBI's taxonomy places the organism in Eukaryota, Phaeophyceae, Ectocarpales, Ectocarpaceae.